Messenger RNA from Oncorhynchus masou masou (cherry salmon), 4133 nucleotides. It is a transcript of the gene utp25, whose product is annotated as UTP25 small subunit processor component. Gene Ontology annotation, biological process: maturation of SSU-rRNA from tricistronic rRNA transcript (SSU-rRNA, 5.8S rRNA, LSU-rRNA). The coding region runs from base 91 to 2391 and encodes 766 amino acids. The record is from RefSeq and is a predicted model, not a curated record. Lineage: Eukaryota; Metazoa; Chordata; Actinopteri; Salmoniformes; Salmonidae. The transcript is spliced from 12 exons. Gene Ontology annotation, cellular component: small-subunit processome; nucleolus. Gene Ontology annotation, molecular function: U3 snoRNA binding; rRNA binding.
UGACGCUUUUGAUCUGCGAAAAAACCCAAACACACGUGUGUCCCGACCAAGCUAAAGUUAUCUAGCUAUCUAGUGACUGAACCGUCAACAAUGGGGAAGAGAAAACAGAAGAAUCAGAUCUUUAAUAAUUUAUCAAAAAAGCAGAAGAAACAUCUGAAAGAAUUUGGGGAGGAGCAUCCAUUCCAUGAUAUAGUCACAGAAAAGGCAGAGAAAACACAAAUAUUGGAUCUGCCAGACAGCCCAGUACAGUCCUGUGCUGAAAGUGACGAGGACGACGAACCAGAGCACAAGUCAGCCUACCAGAAGUUGUUGUCUACUCUCAGCAGCCCUGCAGACCACGAAAGCGAAGAUGAGAGUGUAGAUGAUGAUGAUGAUGAUGAAGAGAUAGAAGAGCAUCUCAGUGAAGAAGGAAGUGAUGGAGAUGAUGAGGAAUAUCAAGAAGCAGGAAAUAAUUUGACUGUGAUACCAGAAGAGGCAAAUGAGGUGGAAGCAGGACCAAAUGAAGGGGGUGAGGAUGCUAUGGAGGAUGAAACAGCAGGAGGAGUGGAGUUUGAGGACAAGGAACAUGAGUCUCAGUUCUGUCUGGAGAACAACUUCUCUGGAGAAGGAGAACAGGAGGGUGCAGAGAGCACUGCUAAACAAGAGGAUGAGGAAGACUCCUUUAAGCUGCACCUUGACACAGAGAUUAGUGAGGAGGACGUAAAACGGAUCACUGCUCGCACUAAGGCCAAGGCUCAGGUCAAGUGGCCAAGCCUGGGCACUCUCCUCUGCUCCUCCCCUCUGGAGAAGUUUGGUCCCGCCGGCCAGGAGAAAGACAAAAGGCCUCUGGCACUCCACAAAGUCCUGGAAACUAACUGGACGUCUCUGAACCAGACCUCCAACUCUAAGGGAGCCGUGGAGGAGGUCAGUCCACUGCAGCUGGAGCUGCUGUCUCUAAUGGGGUCCUACAGGGACGUGUACUUCCCAGAGAGCUCACCACUCACCGAGGGCUGGCAGGUCCGCAGUGCCUACUGCCUCCACGCACUCAACCACGUGCUGAAGGCCAACUCUGGCGUUCUGGGUCAUAAUGCUCAGAUGAGGGAGAACCAAGCCGCAGACAAGGCCGGAGGGAACAAGGCCGGAGUUGAGCCACAGGAUGAGCCCCGGGACCAAGGCCUGACCCGACCCAAGGUUCUGAUCCUGGUGCCGUUCCGAGAUGGAGCGCUGCGGGUGGUCCAGACCCUCAUCAACCUCCUGGAGACCAAGGGCAGGAAGAUGGAUGUCAGCAACAAGAAGAGGUUCAAGGACGAAUUUGGAGAGGAACCAGUGAACACGCCACCCAACCUCUUCAGACCAGACGACUACACCGCCAUUUUCUCUGGCAAUAUCGACGAUCACUUCAGGAUAGGAGUUUCCAUCUUGAGGAGAAGCAUUCGGCUCUAUGCACCCUUCUACUCCUCUGACAUCAUCAUAGCGUCUCCGCUGGGCCUUCGUACAGUGCUGGGGGUGGAGGGCGAAGCCAAGCGGGACUACGACUUCUUGUCCUCCAUCGAGAUACUGGUGGUGGACCAGGCCGACGUCUUCCUCAUGCAGAACUGGGAGCACCUACUGCAUGUGAUGAAGCAUCUGAACCUGCAGCCCUUGGACCCCCAUGGGGUGGACUUCUCCAGGGUGCGCAUGUGGAACCUGAACAACUGGGCCAAGUACUAUCGCCAGACACUGAUGUUCAGCUCUAUCCAGGACCCACAGAUCAACAACAUCAUCUCUAAGCACUGCUUCAACUACCGCGGCCAGGUUGCUACCAAGAAUAUGCCUAUAACAGGCUCUAUCUGCCAGGUUCUGGUUCAGCUCCCUCAUGUCUUCCAGAUGAUCAACUCUAACAGCUUCAUGGACCAGGAUGCAAGGUUCCAAUUCUUUGUGGACAAGGUCCUGCCCCAGUACAGAGACUCAGUCAUGUCCCACACGCUCAUCUAUGUUCCCUCAUACUUCGACUACGUCCGACUGCGCAACUACAUGAAGAAGGAGGAGAUCAACUUUGCCAGCAUAUGCGAGUACUCGACCAAGUCAGAGGUGUCCCGUGCCAGGCACUUUUUCCAGAAGGGAGAUAAACAGUUUAUUCUCUUCACCGAACGCUUCCACUUCUACAAGAGAUACACCAUCAAGGGAAUCCAGAACCUGAUCUUCUAUGGGCUGCCCUCAUACCCUCACUUCUACAGUGAGGUGUGCAACAUGCUGCAGGCAGGGGGCCAAGGAGAGGAGGCUAGCUGGACUUGCACAGCCCUCUACUCACGCUAUGACGCCCAGCGCCUCGCUGCCAUCACUGGGGCCCAAAGGGCCGCUCAGAUGCUGCAGUCCCAGAAGCCCGCACACCUGUUUGUCACGGGCGAGGAUAAGGGCCCUAUGGGCCCCUAACGCACAGAUGGAAAGUGACUGAUAUCUGUAGGUAGGAAGAGGGAACUUCCUUUCAACAGCCACUUUAGUUUUACGACACAGGUCAUCAAUGAUGCCGAUCAUGAAAAUGUAUUGACUUUAGUCAGACAUGCUGUUGAAAAGAAUCUGCUUUUUUUUACCCCGUUUUCUCCCCACUUCCGUGGUAUCCAAUUAUUUAGUAGCUACUAUCUUGUCUCAUCGCUACAACUCCCGUACGGGCUCGGGAGAGACGAAGGUUGAAAGUCAUGCGUCCUCUGAUACACAACCCAACCAAACCGCACCACUUCUUAACAGAGCGCGCAUCCAACCCGGAAGCCAGCCGUACCAAUGUGUCGGAGGAAACACUGUGCACCUGGCAAUCUUGGUUAGCGCGCACUACGCCCGACCCGCCACAGGAGUCGCGCGAUGAGACAAGGAUAUCCCUUCCGGCCAUCCCCUCCCUAACCCGGACGAUGCAAGGCAAAUUGUGCGUCGUCCCACAGACCUCCCGGUUGCAGCCGGUUACGACAGAGCCUGGGCGCGAACCCAGUCUCUGGUGGCACAGCUGGCGCUGCAGUACAGCGCGAUUUUUAUGAAUAUACCCAAAGUUAAGUAUCACUGGUAUUAAAGCGAUGUUACUUGAGAUUAAGUGUCUUCAACAUUUUUUUACUCAAUCGAGUCUGAAAUUGUGAGUCUAUUGCCAGCAUUCAAAUGUUUUGUUAUUUGUCAUGUUAGCAUAUUGCUUUUAAAUACUUAAGUGAUACAGAUGUGCACCUUUGCUUUGAUCAUUUAGUUUUGUUAAUUUUUCUAUGAUCAGUCUGGUUCUCAACUUAAUGUUGAGAGUAAAAUAGUAGAAUACACAAGAUAAUUUUAAAAUGUGGUUAUGCAUCAAGUUUCACUUAUUUCAGUCACUGGGUCACUCAAGUAGCCAUAUCCGCAAACAAUUUAUUUGAUUGGUAGUUAGUCUAGCCAGUUAUCUAAACUUGUAAUUAUGACCGAAUACCGACUGGGCACGCAGGGCAUGUGUCCAGCGGCCCUGACCUCCAGGGGGCCCCCAUUGAUUUUGUUAGUCAUGGCACAAUGUGUCGAAGUGCAAGAAAUUUGCUUUAACACCGGGGAAAAAACACCUCUGCCCCAUGGCAAAAUUUGUAGAAUUGCGUGAAAUGUUCUCUGCUCCAUGGGGGAAAAGUGUAGAAUUGCAGGAAAUGUACUUCAAGACAGCAUUCUCUGCUGGGGGCCAGAAAUGUUUUGCCGGCUAGGUGCCCCAAAAGGCAAGGGCCGGCCCUUGCAAUAAUGUAACUUUUUUUGGGUUACCUGACCAUUAGUUCAUUCUCAUCAAGCAAUUCUAAGUAUUACGUUAGAAUAGAUCUGUGUGCUAUUUAUAUGCUUCCCAUUCUUAAGUUGCAUUUUCUACUUUGUUUUGUACACCAGCUUUAAACAGCUGAAAAUAUAUUUCACAGCAGUAUAGGUGGUACAAUAAUUCUCUACACAAUGAUUGCUUGUUUUGUCACAAACUGAAAUUAGGCAAACGCUGAGCCAUUUCUUCAUAGUGCAGUAAGUUUAGUAUAACUACAUGGACUGAUUGCAUGUGUGGAUAUGGAUACUACACCUGCGAGCAACUGCUGCCCCUCAUAAGUUCAGAAUUGUAUGUGGAUAUAUAUACAAACACACACACUGAAAAAAUAUAACAUGUAAACUGUUGGUCCCAUGUUUGAGCCAAAAUAAAAGAUCCCAGAAAUGUUCCA